CUACAUGCAACAUGAACAUGAGCACUGCAGAAAUUAAUUAGAAGACCGAAAUUACCAGGAGACGAAAACACCUGACAACCGGAAUAUUUGGCGGGAAGAUGUAUUCGUAACAUACAAGUUCUGAAAAUGUGUGGCUUUGGGGAAUGAAUAAUGUUGAGUCUGUGUUCCGCAUUAUGUAGACACUUUGAAAGGAGAAGUUUUCAUCCUAAAUGCAGUUCAAACGGCUGUUUUUAUAUACAACACUUCAAAUACAGUAAUGGACAAAAUAGUGUACAAGAUGUUAUAGCCUCAAUCAUCCAAGGUGCCAAAUCUAAUGAUGUGAAAAACAAAAAUGAGACUAGUAGAGUUCAGAAACUUGUAGCUAUUAAGUCCAGUGGUGGAGGGGAUCCACCAUCUACAGAUACUGCCAGUGAUCUAGAAAUAGAAAGUGCUGAACGAGUAGAGCAUAAAAGUAGGAAGUCAACAAAAGCCAUUCAGGGAUCUUCAACUAAAAAAAUCUUAAAAGCACUGAACAAUUUGACAGAUGAAGAGGCAGAAACUCUAGCUUUUAUUAAAAGUGUUAAACUUUUCCAGCUUCUUGAACUUGAAGAAAAAAGUGAAAAGUUCAGAGCCUUUGUUGAGAGAUUAAAACUGAGAAGCAAUCCAGCUGUCACCAGGAUUCUCAGUGCCACACAAACAGACUAUCAGAAGUAUGUACUGGAGCAGUGGAAACUGAGGAUGAUUGAAGAGCUGGGAGUUCAGGGCUUUGAGGAAUACCAGAAAGAGACUUUUGCAAAGGGUCAUAAGCUUCAUUACUCCAUACAACAGAGGCUGAUGGAGGAAGAAAUAGAAAUAACUCCAAACAUAGAGGGAUACUGGAGGAGCCUUCAGCAGAUUCUACCUGCAAUUGAACAAGUAUUCACCCAGGAAGACUAUGUCAAUCAUCCACAUUUACAUUAUAGAGGAAUUUUUGAUUGCAUAGCUGUUUACAGGGGAAGUCCCUGUGUCAUUGACUGGAAGACAUCUUCCAAGCCAAAACCAACAUUACGGGAUACAUAUGACUAUCCACUACAAAUGGUGGCAUAUCUUGGUGCACUCAAUCAGUCUGACUAUCUUGUUGAGAGAGCGAUUCCUCAGGUAACCAGUGCUGCUUUGGUGGUGAUGUAUGAGAAUGGAAACCCAGCUGACAUCCACUACUUGGACUCUGUCAAGUGCCAGAGUUACUGGAGAAAAUGGUUGGACAAGCUACACCAGUAUUGGCUACUGAAAAGCAGAGAGGCAUCAUGAUGGUGCCACCAAAUCAGCAAUAAUAAAAAAAACGAUUCAUUGAAUUUAUGCAAAAAACUUUAAAAAAAAAAUAAAAAAAAUGAUGGGUUAAAAACUACCAGUGCAGUGCAGCAUUUGCUCACAUGAGAGAUGCUACUGAUAGACACAAAUUGUUCAAGACAGAAGAGGAAAAUACACAUGACAUUCAAUAAUUAACAGUAAUUUGAUCUGAAGUAAAUUUCAGGAUGGGUAACUUGAUCACAUUAAUCCUAACAAUGGAUUUGAUAAAUACCAGCAAUGCUUUUGGAUUCUUCAAAAGCAGACGAAGUGAAUUAAUGAAAAAAAAGGUUCUUUAUUUAAAAAAUAGAAUUACACAAUGUAUAAAUGUUGAUUGAAUGAUAAAGAGAAAAAGAUGUACCCCUAUAUCUAUUUUUGAUUAAAAUAUUCUAUUUAAAGCA
Messenger RNA from Saccostrea echinata, 1703 nucleotides. RefSeq names its product mitochondrial genome maintenance exonuclease 1-like. Gene Ontology annotation, molecular function: single-stranded DNA exodeoxyribonuclease activity. The record is from RefSeq and is a predicted model, not a curated record. NCBI's taxonomy places the organism in Eukaryota, Metazoa, Mollusca, Bivalvia, Ostreida, Ostreidae. Gene Ontology annotation, cellular component: mitochondrion. Gene Ontology annotation, biological process: mitochondrial DNA replication. The coding region runs from base 151 to 1266 and encodes 371 amino acids. The transcript is spliced from 5 exons.